AUGCGCGGUAACGUGGACCUACCAGCGAAGAAGAUAUCGCUCGCAAGAGUGAAAAAGACAAUUUCAGCUGCCACCUUCUUCAAGAGGCAAAACAAUAAGAUUUACAAAAGAAACAGUACACUCCAGGCAACUCUCAGAAACUCAAAGUUUACCGGCGAAGACGCUAAUGCUACGACAUUGCUGAGCGCCAAGUCACGCUCUUCCCCACGAAGCAUAAAGAAAAGUGGAGGAAAAAAGAGAUCCUCGGGGAGGCACCCUCUGAAUGUGUUCUUCAAAGAUGCUAGCGACGAGUACCGCCGCCAUCUUUACAACACUACCUCACUCAACAUCACCAAAACUCUCAAUUCACUUCUCCAUAACCUCUACGAUAGUACUCUACGAACGAUCACCCCGGACAGUAGUCAGCAAAAUUCCAACGCCUCGCCCCUAAGGCUUUCCGGCCCAGCAAAGUACGAACGUCUAGCCACCCAACUGUAUCAGCCCAUCUCUCAGUUCAAGCUAUCACUGCGGCGUAUCGACAGUAGAGGAAAGAGUGUACGGUUUGUGCAGACACUGGAAACUCGUAUGCUACACUAUGACGAGUUGAUUGCCAAAGAGACGAAGAAGCUAGGAACGCUGCAGAAAGAGUGGGAAUCUGUCGUGAGUGAGAUCUGGAAGCUGGGAGCUAAAUGUCUGGGCGACGAAGCGAUGGCAGAGAUGCUAUUCACUGAACAAGGAUUGUAUGAGAAGACCUUGCCACUUUCCUCAUCUCCAUUUAAAGCCACCGACGCUGAAGACACUCUGUUCAUUCCUGAGAACGACAGCUUUUCUCCACGCUACAAACCUCUUGUCGGCAAAAGGCGUGUUACUUUUCUCGAAGAAGAAGAAGAAGCACCAGGCGUUUGUGGCAAGUACGACGCCACGCCAACAGAUCAGUUCCCAGAUUUUAUCCAUCAACCUUCAAGUGAUCGCAACGGCACGUUGCCUCUCAUACCAGAUUUAUCUGAGGGCGAGACUAAGGAGCUGGAGAAAAUGGUGACGGAGCUAGGCAAACAGGAGAUGGGUGAUUUCUGCAAGAUUGAAGAGGAUCAUGAGGCGUACUGGAAAAAGAAGACGGCACAGCUUGCGAAUGCGCUGAAGAGUGACUGA
This is a messenger RNA of Alternaria postmessia, 1128 nucleotides long. RefSeq lists its product as uncharacterized. Lineage: Eukaryota; Fungi; Ascomycota; Dothideomycetes; Pleosporales; Pleosporaceae. Bases 1 to 1128 code for a protein of 375 amino acids. The record is from RefSeq and is a predicted model, not a curated record. The transcript has 2 exons.